GCCAACCAAACAACCAGUUUACUCAGUAUUAGUGUCGCUGCAAGCUUCGGUUAAACGUCCCUGUUUACGUCGCGCAACAUUCACUGCCAGUACUUUUUCUUGUUCCUGUUGUGCAGUUAUACUAUCGCUGAACAAAAUGAUGGACAAACCGAAACGCCCGAUGUCAGCAUACAUGUUGUGGCUGAAGAGCGAGCGCGUGAAGAUAAAGGCAGACUAUCCUGGCCUUAAGAUGAUCGAGGUGGUCAAGAAGGCGGGAGAAAUAUGGCGUUCCAUGGGGGACAAGAGCACGUGGGAGGAGAAGGCCGCUGACGCCAAGGAGCAGUACGCGCGGGAGCUGGAGUGCUACAACGGGCAGAACCCGACGAAGGGCGCGGGCAAGGCCAAGCCCGCCAAGGCGACGCGGAACAAGAAGAAGAAGGAGCCGGCGCACGACUCGGACGAGGAGAGCGAGUAGCGGCGCCAGUGACCCCAAACAUUAUUACUAGUUAAGUGAAGUGCGGAGUGCGGGCAGCUGCGCGCCCGGCGCGGCUGUGGGAUCGGUUAAGUGCUGCCACGCGGGCUGACGACUAUGCCAACUUACAGUGACAUUAAUUCUCUAAAGUUUAAAAUAUUUGCACCUACUUGUCAUUCAUUUGCAUGUUUUGUCUAGAGCAUUAGGCAAUGAAAAAAUUAAUAUCUUUUGACUGAUUUUUACACCUAUAAGCCAACCCUUUUUAAAUUAUAUUGAUAGAUUGCAAUAUACUAACUUACUCAUCUGCAGUUUGGAUUAACAAAUCUUAUACUAAGACACAAUGACUCCACUUUAGAUUGAAUGAGAGAACAAUAUAGCCGGUAAGAUUAUACUAGACAUAUUAUUGAUAUAAGAUUAUUCUCAUAGUAAGCAAAUGAUCGUAUUAAAUAAACGUGAUCUAAUUCGUA
Trichoplusia ni (cabbage looper) is the source of this 918-nucleotide messenger RNA. Its product is annotated as high mobility group protein D-like. The record is from RefSeq and is a predicted model, not a curated record. The transcript has 2 exons. Bases 137 to 454 code for a protein of 105 amino acids. Gene Ontology annotation, molecular function: transcription cis-regulatory region binding. NCBI's taxonomy places the organism in Eukaryota, Metazoa, Arthropoda, Insecta, Lepidoptera, Noctuidae.